Molecule: messenger RNA, 975 nt
Organism: Microstroma glucosiphilum
Lineage: Eukaryota; Fungi; Basidiomycota; Exobasidiomycetes; Microstromatales; Microstromataceae
Exons: 7
Coding region: 215-931 (238 amino acids)
Source: RefSeq, a predicted model, not a curated record
ACCACCGCGUGAGCCACUUUGGACCCGAGCCGCGAGGCGGAUCGUUCUGGAAGGUUCCGCCGUGUCUGCUUGCUGUCUUUCUUUUUCCUUCUUGCUGUCCUCCGCUCUUCAUACCACGCUGGGCUUACUGUCCUACUCCCUUGACAUCGUCCCCUUUGCUCAUCCUCGAUUUUGAAGCCCACACGACCGAGUGAGACUCGUAGUCUCCAGGGACAUGGAUUGGCCUUCACACUUCCCUCCUGAUGAGAUUCUAUUCGAGAUUUGGCUGCAUGUAGACGACCCAUGGUGUCUCACGUGGACCUCCAGGCGCCUCUACGCCUUUUCAAAGCAAACCCACCUGCGCUCUUUGUGGCUCCUGCAGCAAUACGGCGAGCCCUAUGCCAUGUUUCACGCUAUAGCUCGUAGUAAGAUGUUCGAUCCGGAGCUCUUCAGGGACCUGCUUGCUUCAGGUGCCACUCUUUCGCUGGCUAUCGUUCAGGAACUGGCCAAGCGGCAAUUCUCAGACGUCAACAAUAAACCCAUGAUGGCUUUGUCCUAUAUGUCCUGGGGCAAGGGCAUCAGCUUCGAGGCUGCCCUUGCCGUAGUUACAGAAGGAAGACGCCGGCAGGCUAUGACAUCGCGCUGUGAUAGCCUCAAGUAUCAAGACUGGCUCUUUGGGACACAGGAGAUGCUCGAGAGUCAAUUGGAGGAACUGUUCUGCAAGCAUCAAUUCGCACCUCUUCCACUUCUGCCGCAUUGGCAGUCAAUCUCUCAAUCGGAGGACUCUUGGGUGAAGGAAUCGGCCAUGGAUAAAGCUUACUCGAAGAUACGCCUGGUCGUGAAGUACAUGCAACGCCAGCGAGAGUACAAUGCAGCCAAGCGCAGGCUUGCGGGAAGCUCUGAGUCAACUGUGAGGGUCGGAAGUAGGCAGACGUCUAGCCGAGACUUGUAAAGGCAUCAUCCCUGUCAUUUCGCAUGUGCCAUGACGAGCGUCAA